UGAAUGGGUAGCUCUAAGAGGGCAGAGAGGCCACUGGAGGAGGGUGGUUGUCAGUUUGGGCCCGUCGGUCGGAAGGGGAGGGCCACCUCCGGAAAGCUGUGGUUACAGAAGGGGGGAGUUGAUUCUUAGCCAAUAAACCCUGGAUCCCCUCUUUCCCCCUCCCCCAAGCACACCAGCUGUCUCCUUUCUUUUUAUACUGUGGUGGGAAGUAGAGGGGGGCCGCUGGAAAGGAGAUGAUUUGAGGAAGAUGGUCUCCCCUGCUCCCAAUCUGGGGGGCUGUUCAGAGCUAAGUCCUAACACCUCCCCCCAUCCCUGGCCUUCCUCUCCAGGACCUCCUUGAAGAAGGAGGAAUUUAAGUUGAACCUGCCCCUUUUUCCUCCCCACUGUCCUUUCCGUGCAGCUCCCCCUCCCCAGGCCUCCUUUCUCUAUUCACUCCAUUUCUAUUCUUCCAUGCUGUCUUCAGUCCUCCACCCCCUCAUUCUCCCUGCUCUACUUCCUACCUCCGUAGGCCCCAAACCCCAGAGGUCCCCUUUCUCUCCCCCCCCUUCCCCUAUUCUCUCCUCCCUCCUCCCCCAAACCCUAACUGUCUUGUCUCUCAGAACAAAGAAUCCUUUCCUGCCUAAGAGUGAGCAGGGUCCAGAGGUCCGGGGAUGGCCCUGGAGGCUAGGAGGUCCCUUUGGAAUCUCAAGGACCCCAGCUUUGGAGACGGGUGGGAAGAGGGGAGAGAGACUAUUUCUUUGUUCUGGAGAGGUAGCUGGCUUUGUGUGGGGACUAGGGACUAGGGACCAGGAGUGGAGCCCAGGAGGGAGCUGAGACUGCUGGCAGCUUGGGAGGAAAGUUGAGGCAUUGGGGGUCUCCUGGGAGGCUGAAGCUUUUGGGGGCAAAGAAAAAGAUUCUAGGGGUCAUGGAGGUUAGGGAAAGAGGGGGGUGGGGAGCAGGGAUGGGGGAAGGGUGCCGAAAGCUUAGGGAAGUUGCUGAGUGACUGCAGAGGGGUGAGGGGGGUGGUCCUGAGAGAAGGACCUGGGGAUCUGACCGAGGAAUUUGAGGGGGGAUCUGAGCUCAGUCCCUCUGGCUUCCCUGGAACCUGACCUUGGAGUCAGGGAGGGGACAGAUCUGAAGGAGUGGAUCUCAUGUGUGCCCAUGGCCUGUGUAUUGGGGUGUGUGUGUGUGUGUGUGUGUGUGUGUGUGUGUGUGUGUGUGUGUGUCUGCUUAUAGCUAGAUGCUGUGGGUCCCUGUUUGGAAUGGUGGUCACCAAAGUCGGGGGCUCCUUGCUCUCCAGACACAAGGAAGUGUUUUCAUUCUUAGCUUAAGUCUCUGGUGAGAAGUAUUAUCUGGGAGCUUGUGAGCAGGUUGGUCAGGGUUCCUGGAGCGGGUCAGAGAAAUGGUUGAGAGGAGCUGGCUGGACCCUUCUGGAUUUGUUUAUGGCUCUUUGGGGGAGGGGCAGCAGGCAGCAGCUGCCCCCCUCCCAACUCAGCUGGCCUGCCCUGUGCCAGGAGGGCAGGGAGUCCUGGCACAGCUAUUGUUCGCCUGCACAAAUGCCCGUCUGUUUGCAUCACUCCCCCCUCCCUCUGCUUGUCUUUCUCUCCUGACCCGACAGGUGUGGCUGGGUGGGGGGCAGGCUGGGGUCCAGGAUGCCUGGGUCUCAAGGUCUCCAGCCAGACUUUAUUCCCUUCGGCCCUUAGCGCCCUGUUUUGCUUCCCCAGUGUGCCCACCCCCAUUGUCUGAUGUCUCAUCUUCAUUCAUCAAGCAAGUGUUUAUUAAGUGCCUUUGUGUGUUCAGCAAUGUCUUUUUGUGUUAUGUUUCUGGCUUUGGCAUUAGUGUUUCCUUUUGGCUGCCUUCUCCUCAGCCCCCUGCCUUUAUCUUGUCCCUGGAAGCUCAUAAAAGAGAGCAGAGCCUGGCUGAGGCCAUCCUGAGCCCUCUUCUCAGUCCCGUGGCCAGAAACCCUCCCUUUCCUCAUUUCCCAGCCCUGCCCCCCAUCCCUCAUGACUCAGUGCCCCUUGCAGCCUAGGACUCUGACCCCUUGCCACCUCGGGUCUAAGCCACAGAUGAUUCGAAAUCUAGCAGAACCCUUUAGGGAAACUUCUGGUCACCAAAGGGUCUGGACAGAGGGGCACUGCCUUGCGGGAGGGGCUGCUGCCACUUGCAGCUGGAGCGGAGGCCAUUCUGAGCACCACGUGGCUUCCCCCAGAGCUCUUGGUCUGCAUAUACCUGGUGGAGAAACAGGGACAGCUGAGAGCUUAGACUUUGCUUUAAGCAGCUCUCAUUCUUCUGGGCCGGCUCCGUCAUCCUCUGCUGCCUGCCAGGGAGCGCAGGAAGCUGAAGUCCAGGCUUUGGCAUUCCUUGGCCUUUACGUAUGUCACUGUUUUUCUCAUCUCUCGACCUGGGAGACAAAAUAUGGAGAAAGGAGAAACUUCCUUUGAGCCUUUGAGCCACCAGCCUCAAUGCCCUCAGCCAUUCUCUGGGCUUUUCUCUCCCCGAGAUGACCAAGAUCUGGGAGGACAGUGGAAGGAAGAUUUAGGUUCGUCCUCUAAUCUCCUUCAGAGGAUACCCUUGGGCCCUAAAUUCAAAGGGAUCAGAAGGAGAGAAGUUCAGGGUGGGAGGGAGAAAAGAAUAAACAAGAAAGGAGGAGGCUGAAAUCGCUGAGGCUCUGACAAGAAAUGAGGGAAUCAUAGAGCAGGGGCGAGGGUCCUGCGGGACCCCAUGUCCUGCUGUCUAUCCCAUUCUUCCUUCUUUUCUUCCUUUCUUUCCAAACAUAUUAUGAGUGCCUGUUGUAUACCAGCCAUUGUGCUCGUAUACACAUUUUUUUGUUUUGCUUGCUUUCACGCGCUUUAUUCACAUCAUCCUUGAUGCAGCAGUGGCAGGCAUGAAGCCUGUGUUAGCAAGAAAGACUUUCUGUGAGGGUUUGAUAGAGAGCAAGACUCUGGACACUGGACAAUAGAGGUCUGAACCAAGCAGGAAGGGCCUCUGAGUGUUGGGGUGGGUGGUGCGGAUUGCCGAGUCAUGGGCCCUUUUCUUGGUGGACUGAUGGGAGCAUGAAGGUGAAGGGCUGUCCUGACGGUGGGAAGGCAGGUAACUGGGAAACUGAUGGGACAAUCUUAAGAAUACCUGGCAGGAGUAGGACAGAGAACCACACAAGCCCAUUUGCUCCGUCUCUGGAGCAGGCCCUCACCAGCCUGAGCCCUGGGGCGGGUGCAGGCUGCCUCCAGGACAAUAGCACUAGGCAGUGCCAGGGCCGCCUGCUGCUGGGCAGUGUCUGUGUUGGGAUGUGCUGCUGCUGUGGCUGCUGCCCGCUGCUGGCCCACCUAGAGAGAGGGUCACUUGGAGAGAGGGUGAGUGUUGGGGGGUGGAGGAGCUUGAGAUCAGGGUAGCUGGGAUGUCUGUGGGAUACUGAUGCCAGAGAGGGGAAAGGCCACAAGAGACCCUGUUCUCAGGCUGUCCCAGUCCUCUCCUUCUAUCCCCCCCUUCCCAGGUGAGUGCUCCUGGAGGCCUGAGGGUGGAGGGCAGAGGUCGGGUAAGAGGAGCAAGAGUUGUAGCAUUAGGGCAGGUCUGCAGCACUGCCCGUUCUGGAGUUGACCCUGAUCAGACCUGUUGCUUUUUUUUUUUUUUUAAGUAUAGUGGAUUUACAAUAUUAUAUUGGUUUCAGCAUUUUUUACAGAUUAUAUAAACUCCGUUAAAGUUAUUACAGGAUAAUGGCUAUAAUGGCUGUAAUUCCCUGUGCUGUACAAUAUAUAUCCUUGCUGCUUAUCUAUUGUAUACAUUGUAGUUUGUAUCUCUUAAUCCUGUACUCCUAAUAUGCCUCCCUCCCCAUGUUGCUUUUUUUUUCUCUUUUUUUUGCCAAACCUGUCGAAUGCGGAAGUUCCCAGGCCAAGGCUCAAACCCACACCACAGCAGUGACCCAAGCCACAGCAGUGACAUCACCAGAUCCUUAACCUACUGUGCUGCCACCAGGGAAUUUCCCCAUGUUGCUCAUUUUAAUAUGAUUUUCACAUUUUUUUGGUUUGCUUGCUUCUAAUUCAAACAUAGUAAGUGUGGAAACUUUUAAAAUCUGUGUCAUAGAGAAGCUUGGUGGCGGGGGGCGGCGGUGGGCAGAAGAGGAGGGAGAAGGGAGAGUAUAGGGUAGUGAGAAGAGAUAUUUAGACUGGGACUCGGAGGUCCUAUAAGGCUGUUAUUCAGAGGAGGAUUUGCUCUAAAGAGCUGUAAUUUGAAGUAAGGCAGAUGGAGGUUAGACCCAAGGGAGAAUUUUCUAGUGGUCCAGAUAGGUACCAGAAUAGAAAAAGGGAGGCUAGAGCUGAAGGUUGAUCAGCUUCCUUAACAGGGCCUAGGAGGAGGGGGCGGGGGGAAAGGCCAAGAGUAGGAGAGGAGAAGCUAGGGUGAGAAAGGGGAGGCCAAGGCGGGAAGCCGUGGAGUAGAGGAGGGGGGCCAAGGGGAUGGGAAGAGAAGGAGAAUGAGAGAGAAGGAGAAAAGAAAAACGGUGAUCUUGUGGGAAUGACCUUAAGACCUCUGGGCUCUGCUCAUCAGCAGACAACCCUGGAGCUUCUGUGGGGAGACAGGAGAGAGAAAGAUCUUGGGCCACCAGGAAGCCCUGAGACCCUAGGGCAUGGCAGCCUAGUGCCCUCUGGCCCCUGUGCUGUUGACUCAGCCCAUCCACACUUCCCUUUUCGAGCUGUGCACCAGGCCAGUGUGGUUCUUCCCCUCCCCCGCCUCUAACUGCUUGUGUGGCUGCAGCUGAGAGUCAGGACUAGGCCCCUAAGGUCCAGGGUGGGGACUCUUCUCUGAGUUCUGAUUCUCUGUCCCAGAGACCCAGCCGGUGUGCUGUGAUUUGGGGCCCAUCUCCUCAGCUUCUACCAUCUGGAUCGUGCUCUCAGUCCUGUUAAAAGUGGAAGAAAAAUCCACGGACUAAGGAAGGUCCUAGAAUAGGUGGAAAGAAUGGUGUCCCAUCUUCUCCCCUCCUCAGGCUUUGGGAGAAGCUCAGGGGCUUGAGGAGGGCAGAGAAGAGGUCAGGGAGAAUGACCUGAUUUGCAGAGGUCAGGGGGAUGCAGGAGAAGAGAGAGCUGGUGGGAAACGGCCGCCUCUGAGCUUCUUUGGAAAGGCCCACAGUGCGCCCCAUCUCAAAAGAGCCCAGAGCAGGAGGAACUGACGUUGCAGCUGGAGGAUGGAAGACCCGGGAAAAGGAGAAGAUGAAGGAAGCCAAGGAUGCUCGCUAUACCAACGGGCAUCUCUUCACCACCAUCUCCGUUUCAGGCAUGACCAUGUGCUAUGCCUGUAACAAGAGCAUCACAGCCAAGGAAGCCCUCAUCUGCCCAACCUGCAAUGUGACUAUCCACAACCGCUGUAAAGACACCCUCGCCAACUGUACCAAGGUCAAGCAGAAGCAACAGAAAGCCGCCCUGCUGAAGAACAACACUGCCUUGCAGUCUGUUUCCCUUCGCAGUAAGACCACCACCCGGGAGCGGCCCAGCUCUGCUAUCUACCCCUCCGACAGCUUCCGGCAGUCCCUGCUUGGCUCCCGCCGCGGCCGCUCCUCCUUGUCUUUAGCCAAGAGCGUUUCCACCACCAACAUUGCUGGACACUUCAACGAUGAGUCUCCCCUGGGGCUGCGCCGGAUCCUCUCGCAGUCCACAGACUCCCUCAACAUGCGGAACCGCACCCUGUCAGUGGAGUCCCUCAUCGAUGAAGGUGCAGAGGUGAUCUACAAUGAGCUGAUGAGUGACUUUGAAAUGGGCGAGAAGGACUUUGCAGCAGAUUCCUGGAGCCUUGCUGUGGAUAGCAGCUUCUUGCAGCAACAUAAAAAGGAGGUGAUGAAGCAACAGGAUGUCAUCUAUGAGCUAAUCCAGACAGAGCUUCAUCACGUGCGGACGCUAAAGAUCAUGACCCGCCUCUUCCGCACGGGGAUGCUGGAAGAGCUGCAACUGGAGCCAGGAGUGGUCCAGGGCCUAUUCCCCUGCGUGGACGAGCUUAGUGACAUCCACACACGCUUCCUCAGCCAGCUGUUAGAACGCCGACGCCAGGCUCUGUGCCCUGGCAGCCCCCGGAACUUUGUCAUCCAUCGCUUGGGUGACCUUCUCAUCACCCAGUUCUCAGGUCCCAGCGCAGACCAGAUGCGGAAGACCUAUUCGGAGUUCUGUAGCCGCCACACCAAGGCCUUAAAGCUCUAUAAGGAGCUCUAUGCCCGAGACAAACGCUUCCAGCAGUUUAUCCGGAAAGUGACCCGCUCAGCCGUGCUGAAGCGCCAUGGGGUACAGGAGUGCAUCCUGCUGGUGACUCAGCGCAUCACCAAGUACCCGGUGCUCAUCAGCCGCAUCCUGCAGCAUACCCACGGGAUCGAGGAGGAGCGCCAGGACCUGACGACGGCACUGGGGCUGGUAAAGGAGCUGCUGUCCAAUGUGGACCAGGAUGUACAUGAGCUGGAGAAGGGGGCCCGCCUGCAGGAGAUCUACAACCGCAUGGACCCCAGGGCCCAGACCCCAGUGCCUGGCAAGGGCCCCUUUGGCCGAGAGGAGCUUCUGCGGCGCAAGCUCAUUCACGAUGGUUGCCUGCUCUGGAAGACAGCAGCGGGGCGCUUCAAAGAUGUGCUGAUGCUGCUGAUGACAGAUGUGCUGGUGUUUCUCCAGGAGAAGGACCAGAAGUACAUCUUUCCUGCCCUGGACAAGCCCUCGGUGGUAUCACUGCAGAAUCUGAUUGUGCGGGACAUCGCCAACCAGGAGAAAGGGAUGUUUCUGAUCAGCGCGGCCCCCCCUGAGAUGUAUGAGGUCCACACAGCAUCUCGGGAUGACCGGAGCACCUGGAUCCGCGUUAUUCAGCAGAGCGUGCGAGUAUGCCCAUCCAGGGAGGACUUCCCCCUGAUUGAGACAGAGGAUGAGGCUUAUCUGCGGCGUAUCAAGAUGGAGCUGCAGCAGAAAGACCGGGCACUGGUGGAGCUGCUGCAGGAGAAAGUUGGGCUGUUUGCCGAGAUGACCCAUUUCCAGGUGGAAGAGGAUGGCGGUGGUGGGAUGCCCCUGCCCACUCUGCCCAGGGGCCUUUUCCGCUCUGAGUCCCUUGAGUCACCUCGUGGCGAGCGGCUGCUGCAGGAUGCCAUCCGUGAGGUGGAGGGCCUGAAAGACCUGCUGGUGGGGCCUGGAGUGGAGCUGCUCUUGACUUCCCGGGAACCAGCCCUACCCGUGGAAACGGACAGUGGUGGUAACACGAGUCCUGGGGUCACUGCCAAUGGCGAGGCCAGAACCUUCAAUGGCUCGAUAGAGCUCUGCAGAGCUGACUCAGACUCCAGCCAGAAGGAUCGAAAUGGAAACCAGCUGAGAUCUCCCCAGGAGGAAGCGUUGCAGCGAUUGGUCAAUCUCUAUGGACUUCUUCAUGGCCUACAGGCGGCUGUGGCCCAGCAGGACACUUUGAUGGAAGCUCGGUUCCCUGAGGGUCCUGAGCGGCGGGAGAAGCUGACCAGAGCCAACUCCCGGGAUGGGGAGGCUGGCAGAGCCGGGGCUGCCCCUGUGGCUCCUGAAAAGCAGGCUACAGAACUGGCAUUACUGCAACGGCAACACGCACUGUUGCAAGAGGAGCUUCGGCGCUGCCGGCGGCUUGGUGAAGAGCGGGCGACGGAGGCUGGCAGCCUGGAAGCCCGGCUCCGGGAAAGCGAGCAGGCCCGAGCUCUGCUGGAGCGGGAGGUCGAAGAGGCUCGCAGGCAGUUGGCCGCCUUGGGCCACACGGAACCACUCCCGGCUGAGGCCCCCUGGGCCCGCAGGCCUCUGGAUCCGAGGCGUCGUAGCCUCCCUGCAGGCGAUGCCCUGUACUUGAGUUUCACUCCCCCACAGCCCAGCCGAGGCCACGACCGCCUGGAUUUGCCUGUGACUAUUCGCUCAGUCCAUCGACCCUUCGAGGAUCGAGAGAGGCAGGAGCUGGGCAGCCCUGAUGAGCGGCUGCAAGAUAGCAGUGACCCUGACACCGGCAGCGAGGAGGAAGGUAGCAGCAGCCGUCUGUCUCCGCCACAUAGUCCACGAGACUUCACCCGAAUGCAGGACAUCCCGGAAGAGACUGAGAGCCGAGACGGGGAGCCUGUAGCUUCAGAGAGCUAAGGGGGCCCCUCCCCCCCUGCCCUGUGUCCCCCUUGAAGAACAUUACUGAGGGAGGCAAACCUUGGGGACUCCAAUCUGCCAAUGAUGAGGGAACAUUUGAAAGAACUGCUGAUUGUCCUUGCCAGCUCUUGGGAUCCUUGGAUACCAGGAGCCAUUUAGGAAGCUGGGGGAAUUGGGCCACAGUGCCCCCUGGUGGCAUCCAGAAGUUACACCGCAGAUGCCAAUUUUUCAUGCCUUCUUCCCUCUACUUUAGGAAAAAUUUAUUUAUUUAUUGUUUAUUAGUUAUGGAGGGAGAGGGGAAAUUUAGAGGACCAGGGACAUGGGAACCAAGCCAUAGGGAUCAGGGGGCCUUGUCCUUUAACACUACUGGGGUUUAUUCAGGCUUAUCCAUGCAGCUGCUGGGUUUUUGGCCCUGACACCCCUCCCUAGCAACAUCCGACUUUGAGGAGAGGCUGCAGCCGUAGGACCCUACUGCCCCUUCAGGAAGGGCUGUGGUCAGGGCCAUGUCCCUCCCCUUCUCCCCUCCACCUCUUACUGCUGUUCUCCCUUCUCUCUGUCUUCCAUGGAAACCCCAGGGAGAUAACCUAGCUUCCUGGGGUUGAUGGAAUAGAGGUUGAAGUGGCCAUAAUGGUUUGUUGGGGGGUGAGGGGGAAAAUCUCACAGGGACCAGAAUGUUUUUUUGUUGUCGUUGUUUUCUUUUUUGUACCAAAGCCAACUGCACGUGUUUUAUAUUUUUAAGAGAAGAUUGUAGGCAAUUAGAAAUUGCAGCCUUCUAGCUCUACAUCUCUGAAGAACUUGAGGGAUGGGGGGAACGGUGACUUCGCCCCUCAUCUGUAGUAAUGGGGGACCCAUUCUGACCUCUUCUCCAGCCAUUAGGAAAUAAAAGCUCUAGGGUGAGUUGGGAAAUCUCUGCAAACCCUGACCUCAUCCCCCACCUCAGCAACCAUGACCUGAAACCUCAGUGUGAGUGGGGGGGGAUUUUUCAACGGACCCCCCCCCCCCGCAAUGCCCGCCAGCCUCAGCCAGUUUUUUUGCCAAUUUGAUUGAUUGUAAGAAAAAAAGAAAAAAAAAGAAAAAAAAAGAUAAAGGACAGAAAAUUAAAAACCUUGAACCCUAGGAAGUGCUGUCUGUUAACGUCUGCCAGUUCUGAGGGUGCCGGCGAGCGGGAGAGCCAGCCAGUGACCUGUGUUCCUCCCAAAGGAGUCUCUUUCUCUCCCAGGCAGGGCCACUGCCUCCCUGAAGACAGGGGGCACCGACAAAAGAGCCUGUGCCAACCUUCUCUUUUGUUGUCACCUUUGACAUUCACAACGUCAAGGAUAAAAACGAACGGGCACUUAGGUUCCAAUGGCUGUUGGGGGUUCCAAUAUUGAAAAAAAAGAAAUCUUAUUUUCAUCUCAUUUGCAUGCCGUGUUCAGAAAUUGCAUCAGCCUCUGCUCCCUGCCCUCCCCGCGGUUCCUGUUCACCCUGCGCAGCACCAUUCAGCUUGCACCCCGCCCUUGUUCUUCACACUGUCAGAGCCCUGAGGUAACCUCUUUAAGACAGUUCCCUGUGCAGGCGCUGCUUAUUUGCUCUCUGACAUUUGGAGAGGCAGUGAGAGAUUAGGUAGGGUUUCAGUUCUUGUUUUUGGCUUGAUUUUUAUGCUUCCUGUUUCUGGUUAAUACUUGACUCUGGAGCUGUGGGGGAGGGUGGGGAGAGAGUCUAGGGUUGUAUAAAUGCUGGCAGCCACACACAUGGCUCCCUGGGAGCCCGUGGGGUAAGAUGAGAAGAAUGGGGCUCAUGACCUCCGCUAGAAAGAGGAAUUGAAAUCACAUGGGGUGGGAGGCCGGCCUGGGAGUCGCCAGCACCCUCCACUCCUGUAAUUCUCAGGCAUCGGCAUCUGGCCUUGACAAGGUGCUUCCUCAUCCCUUACAGGAUCUGUGAAGUGGACUCAUUCUCAUUUUCUAGAUAAGGAAACCUGGCUGCAGAGGGUUGCCAGGCCAGGAGAAGUGAGCCAGGAAAGGGCCGGCCCUCCCAGCUGCAGUCCUCCACUUCCCCUCCUUGGAUGCUCUGGCCCAAAACAGCUGAGCUCUAAGUCUCCACCAUGGCUCAGCAGCUGCCUGCAAGAAGCAACUGGGACCCAAAACCAUAAAGGCAAAACAGAGAUCUAUUCACAUCCAAAGACCACCAAGGAAGGGAUUGUAGGCUCCGCCAGCAUUCGCAGUUCCAGUGAAGGAUGGUGGUCAGGGGGAAAACAGAGAAACCUGGAGAUGCAGAGCCCAGAGCAUGGGUUCAGAGAAGCCCACAGCUUGUGGGAGAGCUGGCUGUCCCUCCUGCCACCCUUUGACCAAAAUCCCUGCCUCAUCCUUGGUCUAAAACCUGACAUACAUUUCUCCAACAUGGUGGUUCUGAGAGAUUAGUUCUUCUCUCACAUCUUCCACCACUGUAUUCACUGUCCCCUCUCUAUUCCCAUUUUUGGAAAUGCAGUCUUACUCCCUGUCCCUCCUGUUGGCAGUUUCAGAGCUCUCUGACUUGGGCUGCAGGGAGCCAGGGCCCAGCUUCUGGCCACAGCAAUGCUUCCUUUCCAUUGUACCCUCCCCUGCGCCUCCUGUCCCCUAUCCCGGAGGGUGGGUCUGCACGCACGCACGCAUGCAUUCGCCUCCUUGCAUUCACCUCCCACUUGGGCCUGUUUAAACCUUGUCAAUAUUUACCUCAGGGUUCCAUAAAGCCCAUAAAGCAGGAUGCCCCCAGAGGAGCCAAUAUCCGGGAGCCCCAGCAGGGCCAUCAGAGGAGCUGCAGGGGGUGGCAAGAGGGGGCACUUGGGUGGGGGAGGAUUUUCCAUCCUGAAUUGGCUGGGAUUAGACCUGGAGUUUUGGAACCAGUUUAAACAUCAAAGAGAGGAAAUUAAACAUCAGAAGGCUAAUUAAA
Messenger RNA from Sus scrofa (pig), 10967 nucleotides. It is a transcript of the gene ARHGEF2, whose product is annotated as Rho/Rac guanine nucleotide exchange factor 2. Gene Ontology annotation, cellular component: ruffle membrane; cytoskeleton. Gene Ontology annotation, molecular function: microtubule binding; guanyl-nucleotide exchange factor activity. Gene Ontology annotation, biological process: cell morphogenesis; actin filament organization; positive regulation of neuron differentiation. The record is from RefSeq and is a predicted model, not a curated record. NCBI's taxonomy places the organism in Eukaryota, Metazoa, Chordata, Mammalia, Artiodactyla, Suidae.